This is a messenger RNA of Microcebus murinus (gray mouse lemur), 3649 nucleotides long. The record is from RefSeq and is a predicted model, not a curated record. NCBI's taxonomy places the organism in Eukaryota, Metazoa, Chordata, Mammalia, Primates, Cheirogaleidae.
UUUAAGCAGAUUCUCCUAAGCAAGUAACAACUGUUUAUGAAAGGAUUUCCAUACGUGAUGAUGCUUUCAGAAGUCUGAUACUGAGACUGAGAGGAAUUUUUCAUUGAUUCAAACUUCGAUAUUACCUACUACUGUUCUGCCUCAUUUCUUCUAAAUUCAUUAAUUCAUAUCCUAAAUUGAGAUAGAAACAUACCUUCUUACUGUCCUUUUAGAAAUAACCAAUUGUGUAAAUAGUACUUUCAUGAAAUUUAACUGUUGUAAUAUUGUGAUAUAAUAAAAAAUAUAGGUUUGGUCUUUGACCUCUGGUUCCUGACAUAGAGCUCCUAAAACCCUUGUAACUUCCUGAGCACUAGGAUCUUUUGUUCUGAUAUUUGGUCUUUUAUCCCAUUUCCUAACACAGAGCUCCUAAGACCUUUGUAGUUUCUUGGUUAUAGGAGUGUCUUUUGUUCUAAUGAGGUGACUCUUGGUGGGCUCUGGAUGGAGGCUGGUUGCCAGGGGAACCAACCUGCAAUUAGAGAACUUUCAGCCCCACCCUCUGACCUCUGAGGGGGAAGAACUGAAGGUUGAGUUAAUCAGUGGUUUUCAAAACAAAAAUAGAGUUGCAAUUUUGGCAGAACUGGACAAAGAGAAAAGAAAAUUACUUAUGCAGAACCAAUCUUCAACAACUCAUCCUGGAGCUAGCAUCGCACUCUCCAGACCUUCUCUGAACAAGGACUUCCGGGACCAUGCCGAGCAGCAGCACAUUGCAGCUCAGCAGAAGGCAGCUUUGCAGCAUGCUCACGCGCAUUCAUCUGGAUACUUCAUAACUCAAGACUCUGCAUUUGGGAAUCUUAUUCUUCCUGUUUUACCUCGCCUUGACCCAGAAUGAAGGAAAUAUUUGUGAUGAAAGUGACUUUGUAAUACCAAAUACCAAAGCUACUAUCAUUCAGUGCUAUACAAACAGUGACUUUCAGAAUUUCAGUGAACUUUUAUAUUUUUUGCUUCUUUAAAAGAAAGCAAUAUGUAAGUAAGUGAAAGCAAAAAGAAGGGUAACUAGGAUGAUGAGAGCUUUGGAAGCUGUAUUGUCUGAGGAAUUGAUUAUGCUGCCCAUGACAGCAACUGUUUUGAAAUGCUGUUUGAUUUUAACUCUAAAUCAGACUCUGAAUUGGAUGGUCACAUAAAAUCACGCCCUAGCCCCCUGCAAGUUUAACUGAAUAUAUCAUGUCCAUAAUAGAUUUUCAAGAGCCAUUUAUAGUACUUAACUUUAAAGAAAUGAGGGUGCUUUUUAAACAUAUGAACCAAUAGGCUUAAAUAAGUUACAUUCACAUGUGAUGUUUAUAGGAUUGGUAUCAGUAUACCUUUUGAGUGUAUAGUUAACAUAGGAACCCGAAAUAUUCUUUGUGAACUCGUAAGUACUUCCCCUAUCCUCAAUUCUAAACAAAAACCCAAGAUAAGACUAAAUUACCAUCUUAAACAUCUUUUAUAAACAUAUGCCGUUAUAAACGAUGUGACUAAAUGCUAUUAAAAACAAUUAUAAGAAAUGUGGUGGUUUUUAAAUUUGUACAUGCUCUUAGUGAGUAUUACUACAUACAUGGUGUGCUUGUGUGGUUUUAUUGUCCAUUUUUGUUCUAAUUAAAAACUUAUGCAAGUUGAGCCCCCUAUUAAUGCCUUUAAGUAGGAAGUAGUUAAGCAUGUUUCUCAACAUGACCCAUCAUUUUUAACAGAACCUGGGGUGCUUAUUUAAAUAUGCAGUCCACACUGCCCUUCUCUAGUCCUACAGAAUUGGAAUCUGAUUCAAAAUAAAGUCUGAAAACCAUGGGUUAGAGAAUUCUAUAAUAUAUAUUGUAUACAAUUUUCAUUAUAUAUUUAUAUACUCUUGGAUUUAUAGAUUCCUAAAACUUGGAGGUCAUUUAUUAAUAGCUAAAAUCUACUUUUUUUUUUACUUUUAAUAGGAUUGAAAUUAUAUUUUAUACUAUAUCACAGAUAAACUAUUUUAUAUAAUUUUUUAUAACUGACCUCAUUUUGGCCUUGAGUCCUGUCCUCUGGUGGUAGGACAAAAUUUAAACUUAAAAUUCCAAUUUGGGUUAAUAUUUAGUCAAAGUUCUCUCUUUUCAAAGAGUUUCUUCUCCCCUUCCUUCCCUAGAUAUUCUCACCAACCACACAGCCCCAUUCUACCCAAACUAAAUGAAGCAGGGGUGGACAACUCUAGAGUUGGAUGUGCCAUUUAGAUUCUUGAGAAUUUGAUUUCCUUCAUUUGGGUGAGUUGGCAGCUGUCUCUAUUGUAAUGGCCACCAUUAUAGCAAAGAGCGCCUUUCUCCUGCUGAGGAGCUACUGAGGGAGUUCUGGCUCCUGUCUCACCUCAGUUUCCUCCAGCUAUCCGUGGGCCUCCUUAUAGUAACCCUCAUUUUUGAAUUUAAUUUACUGUUUCUUUUCUCUGAUUGCAACAUACUGACAUGGUUCUAAAUCUCUGCUGAUACUAGGGAGAUAAAAUAUUUGUAUAGUUUUUACACUACUGAAGACUUUACCUAAUGUGUGACUUUUGUAACUCAGGUAAAGGGAUCUUUUUACCAGUAGUAUCCUUUCUAGUCUCUUAGCCUUUUAAAAACUGGCCUAAAUCCUGCAGUCCUGGCUAGGAAGCACUUCCCCCACCCCUCUGCUCUGAGUCACUUACAAAUUCAAUUUAAUUUCUUAUGUAUUUAUUAAUACCUGUUCUGUAAAGCACUGUGCUUUGGGAGACACACAGAUGAGUGAGAUCUGUCUGUCUUAAGGAGGUCACAGUGAAGAGGCCCCUAUUCUGGUACACCGGUAGUUAUAAAAAGCAAGCCUGAGUGCAGUAGUGGCACGAGAGAGGCAUCCUAGGGCACGGCACAGUCUGGGUAGUCUUAGAAAUAUUCAUGUCAUUUUACCUGGCAAGGGAGGGAAGAGCUGCCCCAGGCAAAGGUCAAGAUUUCAUAACCAAAGGGAAGUGGGAACUGAGCCAGUACGAGCACCACAGAAGAUGAUAGAAAAGGCAGCUCUGGGGUAAAGCUUCAGCAUUGCUUCCCUCAGAUUGUCAGGGAGUUUGGGUAGCUCACUUAGCCUCUCUUUGCAUGUCAUUCUAUCUGUAAAAUGGGAACAGCACAUGCUCUGCCUUUAUCAGACAUGAUUGUCUAGACCAGCAUUUUUCACAGUGUAACUCUCAACUCACUGCUGAGUUGAGAAGCCAACUUAAUGGUUUAGUGGGGUGUGACCAGCUUUUAAAAAAAAAAAAAUAGAAAACAUCCAAGUGUACUACAUGUAGUGAUAGGUAGUUUUAUUUCAUGAAUCUUCUGUUUCUAUGUGUUCGUUAUAUGUGUGCAUUUUACUUAUUUUGUUUAUUGCCUGUUCCACUAGUAUGUAAGGUCUUUGAGGGCAAGGAUUUGUUUCUGUCCCUCUUUUCCUUUCUUCCUCUUUUACUUUGUUCACUGCUGUAUUCUGCAUAGAAUAGUAUUUGGCAUAUGGUAGGUCUUCAGUGCCUACUUAUUGAAGGAAUGAAUGAAAGAAUAUACAUGACCUGAGUUGUGAUGUAAAAUGUAUUUUUUUUUUUUUUUUACUGUGAGUCAUGGCAAAAAUGCUUUGAAAGCCACUGCUAAAUAAUACAGAUGACAGUGCUUUGUAUGACCCUGGAAUAAAAACUGUAAUGACUCAAUAA